This is a messenger RNA of Fusarium vanettenii 77-13-4, 1011 nucleotides long. RefSeq lists its product as uncharacterized. The transcript is spliced from 2 exons. The coding region runs from base 1 to 1011 and encodes 336 amino acids. Lineage: Eukaryota; Fungi; Ascomycota; Sordariomycetes; Hypocreales; Nectriaceae. The record is from RefSeq and is a predicted model, not a curated record.
AUGGCGGAGAAUAAUUACGUCCUUCGGGUCACGGCCGGCCCCGACUACGACGCAAAACAGCAGGUCGAUGUCAUUGUCAACACGGUUGAGCCCAUCAUCAUCAAGAGCGACCUCGCCGACAUCGAGCUCAACGUCCGCAUCCAGGAUUACAAGGGCCUACCUCGAAACUCACCAGAGACUUCAGCCUACUUCUCCACAGAGCCUCACGCCUACAACCAGGACCAGUACAGCAUCUCAUUCCGCUUCACUCCCAAGAAGCCUGCCAGUGACGAGAGCACUGGGAUCAAUGGCGCCAACUUGCAGUUUGGAAAUGACUUUGAUCACCCGAUUCGCGACCGUCUCCCUCCUGGGUUCGGUACUGCCAUGACCAUUGUGCGCUGGUGGAUCGAUCCUGGCUUGGAGGGUGAUGCCUAUGCCGACAAGCCGUUUCUUUAUGGCCCAGCUCUGAGCUCCUUCAACACCAUCCACGUGGGCACCGGUGAGUAUGACAAAGCCAAGGGUGGCCUCUGGUUCGAAGAAGGCGGUGAUGAAGCUGGUCUCAAGGCUCGUGAGGACAUUGGUGCUCCUCUUGACAACAAGGCCCGUAUGAAGUGGGCUCUAAGGGCGGACAGCAAAGAGAAGUGGGUGUUUGAGUACGGCAAGACGUACGGCUUCGACUUUUUUAACCCUUACCUCGACUUUUCCAACCUCGCAUUGAAGCUGCCCGGCUUUCAGCUACCGAUCAUGAAAUACUGGGAUGGCCAAGCACUCAGAUACGUCCUGCGGAACAAAGAGACUGAGGAGACGUACCUCGUCAUACUUUUCACGCUAUAUCACAAGGACUAUGUCAAUGAGGAUGGAACGCUCAAGGAGGGUGCUGAAGAGUCUCUACAUGAGCCGGCCCAGGCCCCCAUCUCUGGGAAUGACGGUACUUUUGACGAUGAUGAGGCACUCAAGGAGGCGAGUGAAAAGCUCGGGGCCAAGUGUGGAGAGGAAGAAAACGCGAGGACGAGUGUGGAUGAUGUCGACUGA